Molecule: messenger RNA, 2916 nt
Organism: Rhipicephalus microplus (southern cattle tick)
Lineage: Eukaryota; Metazoa; Arthropoda; Arachnida; Ixodida; Ixodidae
Source: RefSeq, a predicted model, not a curated record
CGAUGAAGCGCUUCUUCUCAAAGAGCGCGCCGAGGAGGAAUCCCGCGUGCGUUUUUUCGGCGCCCGCCGUCCGGCAUUCUUGUACAGCAGUAGUGGCCGCCGCCGGUGGGUGCGUGGUGGCCGACGUCGAAAGCAGUCGGUGUGUGCUUCUCUGGAUGUGCGUGCUCUACUCGAUGCAAUGGUGAAGCCGUGCUGCUGAAUAGCUUCCUCGAGCAGUCAGUGUUGUCCACCGUGGCUAGCAUGGUUGUGCGUCGACCGCCAAGAUGAUGAAGUGGAGGGUGCAAGGCAAGUCGGGCUGCUCCGCAAGGAAGAGCUCUACUAGCCGAUCGGCCAAACGCCCCAACACCGAAGACUCGGAGGAUGUCCGUGCGUCCCUGGAUUUCUUGGACAAGGUGAUCGCAGAGUACAACGGCGCCGAGAAUGGUGUGGCGCCGGCUCCGGAAGAUGACGCUGUCGUCGCUAAACCUGCGAAGACGGGAGCGGACGAGCCUCCUCCUUGCCCGGACAAGAGACCCGAUGUGUCGCCGCACGAGCGCUUCUCCGUCAAUCUGGUCAUCGUCAACGACGUCGUUAAGGAGAAUGAGGACGACGCCACGCCGCCACCAGUGCCCAAGCGACCACCGCCAAGCCUUCCCCGGUCCUCUUCCACUGGCUCCGUGACGUCAGCACGCGAUUACCCCAUCAGUCCUCCGCCGAGGAGACGGUACCUGAGCCCAGAGCGGCGACGACGGGCGCUGAUGAUGAACGCCGCAAAUGGUGCCUCAGCGAGCACUCCGGAUUCACCGGACGCCUUACUAGGCCGCCGCCCCUUCCAGCGUUCUGUCACAGAGCUCCGAGCUCCCUUCGACCAGAAAUCCGUUAUUCCGGACACGAGACCGCCAGCCGAGCAAACGAGUGUAACGGCUGUCACGCGCCGAAGCGACUCGACGUCCGCCGUAACGCUGCUUAGAACAGGUCGCCAGCCAACGUACGUAGAUAGCGGGUCACCGAAUCAUCUGAAUCGCGUCGACAGCUUCGGUAGGGACGAUGGGCGGAGGGGCCAUGCGAUUUCUGCCGGCGAGUUCAAGCCCUACCUGUCGCCGCCAGUGGAAACGCGCCUGCCGAAAGAAUUCGCUGUUCUUUCGAGUCCGAUGGAAGUGUCGAGAGCAUUGGUGGGCUGCCGUGCUGUUGAUGCUUCUACAAGCUCCAGCGCCGAGAUCAAGCUUCAAGAUUGUUCUGCCACGAAAGACGAUAGCCUUCGACGGCAAGCUGCGUCUCCCAUAUGUUCCAGGGCUUUCUUUUACUCUACUAAGCAGUGCGCUUUGCAGAGGCUAGAUGAAAGUACGAAAGACGUGGCUGACGAAGUAAAAGUGACAUCGGUAUCAGAAGCAAGGCCCUGUUCACCAAGUCCGCACAACAACCAGCUUACCGAUAUUGCUGAAGGGGAAAUCCACAACAUGUCAGAUAGCCCGAAACCAGAUCUUUGUGCAAACAACGGCAGUUUCCAUUCGGAAAACGGCAAGGUCGUCCGUGUGGUCAACGGGGGCUACUCGCCGAACGAGACAACUCACGAGAAAGAAAAUGCCAGGUUAACGGUAACGUUUCGAACUCUUCCAGAGACAGGGAGCUUCCGGCGCAAAUGCGAAUCUCGUAACUCGAUCCACGUAGACUUGAACGUGCGCGAUGGUCUUCCCUGGAACGGGCGGACUCAAAGCUCCGCAUCGUCGGGCAGUAGUGACGAAAGCAGCCACGCCGCUGCCGUGUCGAGCUCGGGAUUAUGUCGUAGCCGCAGCCUGAGAAGCCAUCGGAAGCCCGAGCUGUCCGACGGCGUUGCUGCGUCCAGGACAAUGGAGGAUUUCUUACCUCCGCCGCUUCCGCCGCGCAAGACCAAGGAGGACGCCCGACGGCAGGCAGAGGAGAGCGCCUCACCCACGCUGAAAAGGGUCACCUUCCACAUUCUUCCAACGACCCACGAGAAUUCGGAACGCAAGGAAAAGUCGUCCUCCGCGGAGAAGCGCUCGGUAAAAGAUUCCUCGGAGGACGGUUUCUUCACACGCCCGCCACCCAAGACUCCGUCGCCCGUAGUUCUUAAAGGGCGAGCGCCAUCACCUACGUGUCACAGAGCGACGAACGGCUCUCCUGUCGCCGCUAAGAUCAAGGAGCCAUCGCCUCAGUGUCAACGUCGACUGGCCAAGGUGAACGGCGUUCAGGGCAAGACGGGACCGAGGGACGCCGCGAAGACGCCUGGACAUCCAACAAAAGAGGCUGUAGUCAAGAAGACGUUCGAACCGCCUUCGGCCGCGAGUGAUGUGUCUACGGACUGCUACAAUGUAUACAACGUCCGCACUGGCAAGAUCUCCUCCACCGUGACCAAGCCGAACGCGCUUGGCCGUAGCGUGGCCAGAGUGCCCCAGGAGUGCCCCAACGGGACACGGGGUCAGCUGACCAAGCUAAGGAACAUAUCCCCAACCAGGGAGGCGGAGAAACUCAUCGGCAAAAUCAUUUCUAGGUGCAAGUCGAGUGCGGUGCUGAACGGCAAAGAUCGAAACAAGCCCGCCUCGCCGCCCCCUCCGUCGGCGGACGGAGGCAACGCACAGCCGCAGCUGCUCAAGCUCACCGCCAGGCAGCAGCAGCGACACAGUAGGUGCACGAAGUGUGUCCUUGCCCAGGCUGCCAAGUGACGUCACCGACAGUGGAUUUUCCGAUGACGUCGUCAUUCUCGGUCUUUACUUAAACAGCACUCACUUGUUCCUCCUCCCCUCGCAUCGGCGGCAUUCUGCCAAGUGGGCAACCUCCAACUGAGAAAAACAACACGGUCGCCGGAGACUGCUCUGACGGAGCGGAGGCAUGCAUCAUGCCUCUUUGUCGACCGUGCCUGACGUGCAUUAGUCGUGUAAUUAAAGAUGUCUAUUAACAAUCUAGCAUUUGCCCGUUUUA